Molecule: messenger RNA, 2145 nt
Organism: Talaromyces proteolyticus
Lineage: Eukaryota; Fungi; Ascomycota; Eurotiomycetes; Eurotiales; Trichocomaceae
Product: putative pyruvate decarboxylase PdcA
Exons: 5
Coding region: 250-1971 (573 amino acids)
Molecular function (GO): carboxy-lyase activity; magnesium ion binding; thiamine pyrophosphate binding
Source: RefSeq, a predicted model, not a curated record
AUGACAAUCUGAAGAGCUACUAUUUUUCCAAACUCGCUCUGCUUUUUUUCCGAUAUGCCAUGCUCUGGUUCACGGUUGGCACGGCAAGGCCCAUCGCGAUACUGGAGCAAUUACAUCAUGCCUCAAUCAUGGCCCAGUGUUUGUUGAAGUUAGUGCCGACACCUAUAAAGCCGCCAUCACAACCUUUUUCUUGUAUUGUUAUACAAGAAAAGCAAUAUUCAAGACGUCGUUGAAUGAACCUUUUGCGUGAUGCCUGGCGACAUAGUAACAAGAGAACUGAAAGAACCAAUCACUUUGGUUGAGUAUCUCUAUCGUCGUCUGUAUGAGGUCGGUAUCCGCUCGAUCCACGGAGUUCCUGGUGAUUACAAUCUGCAGGCUUUGGACUAUGCGCCCGGAUGUGGUUUAACCUGGGUAGGGAACUGCAAUGAACUUAAUGCUGGGUAUGCUGCCGACGGCUAUGCUCGAAUUAAGGGCAUCGCUGCUUUAAUUACAACAUUUGGUGUUGGCGAAUUGUCAGCCAUCAACGCAAUCGCGGGUGCAUAUUCGGAGUACGUACCUAUAGUACACAUCGUCGGUCAGCCUAAAACUGCAUCUCAACGCGAUGGAAUGCUUCUUCAUCACACUCUCGGCAACGGAGACUAUAACGUCUUCGUCGAUAUGAACGCUAAAGUGACGUGUGCAGUGGCCCGUUUGAACGACGCUCUCGAAGCGCCAAUAUUGAUUGAUGACGCAAUUCGAGAGUGUUGGAUUCGGAGCAGGCCAGUUUAUAUCACCCUUCCGACAGAUAUGGUGCAGCAGAAGGUUGAGGGAAAGCGAUUAGAGACACCAAUAGAUCUCGCGAAUGCACCUAACGAUCCCGAAAAGGAAGAAUAUGUGGUAAGCCUUAUAUUAAGGCUUUUGCACGAGGCAAAGGAUCCUGUCAUUCUUGUUGAUGCAUGUGCUAUCCGUCAUCGUGUGCUCGCUGAAGUGCAUGACCUCGUGGAACAAUCCGGCUUACCCACUUUUGUGGCACCGAUGGGAAAAGGCGCCGUGAAUGAGACUCAUCCUAAUUAUGGAGGAGUUUAUGCGGGUGAUGGCUCUAAAAAGGGCGUGCAAGAGAGAAUAGAGCAGUCCGACCUCAUUCUCAAUAUUGGUGCUAUCAAGUCGGACUUCAAUACAGCCGGCUUUACUUAUCGGAUUGGGCAAUUGAAAAGUAUUGACUUCCAUAGCAGCUACAUCAGAGUACGAUACUCAGAGUAUCCAAACCUAAGCAUGAAAGGGGUUCUUCGCAACGUUGUUCAACGGUUAGGCAAGCUGAAUAUUGGCUCCGUCCCACAUGUUUCCAACUCGAUGCCCCCGCAGGAACUCGAAUCAAAGGACCAAACAAUAACGCACGCUUGGUUGUGGCCUAUUGUGGGACAGUGGCUUCAAGAAAAUGAUAUAUUCAUCACUGAAACUGGCACUGCGAACUUUGGAGCUUGGUCUACGAGGUUUCCGAAAGAUGUGACAGCUAUAAGCCAGACACUAUGGGGAUCGAUCGGAUAUUCUGUAGGUGCCUGUCAUGGAGCUGCACUCGCUGCGAAGGAUGAGAAUUCAAAUCGUCGGACUAUUCUAUUUGUUGGCGACGGUAGUUUCCAAUUAACAGCUCAGGAAGUGAGCACUAUGCUGAGACAGAAGCUGAGACCAAUUAUAUUUGUGAUAUGCAAUAACGGCUAUACGAUUGAACGCUUCAUUCAUGGAUGGGAUCAAUCUUACAAUGAUAUCCAACAAUGGAAUUUCAUCGAAAUACCGUCAGCUUUUGGCGGAAAAAGGGACGAAUACCAAACACACCAGGUCAAAACACGGCGUGAGCUGACUGAUCUUUUGGCAAAUGAGGAUUUUUCUGCGGGACAAUACUUGCAGCUCGUGGAAUUGUAUAUGCCCCAAUACGAUGCCCCUCUCGCAUUAGAGUCAACAGCCACCGCGUCGGCGAAGCAGAACCAGCGAAAGUAGAAUUUAUCCUAACCCAUUUUUAUACCCAAGGUUAUAGAGCAAGACAGUUAAGAGGUAGAUGGACUGUUACUAGACGAACAACAAGACAGCGAUCCUGAUAGGCAUACAUCGCUAGUAAAUUAAUAUUAAUAGUCAUGUUAUUCUUGGUUCAUUCGCAUACCUCAAACUUUCCAG